CAUCGUGACGACACAAAUGAACAAGUAUUCAUCCUUGACAGUUCAGCGGUACUGUUUACAAACAAGCUUAAACAAAAAUCGAAGAGCACAUCUAGAACAAUCAUCUUCACACUUUGCAACUAGUCACUUUUAUUUAUUAAAUAUCAAAAACGAACCGUAUUCAAUCGUGAACAAAUGUUUUAAAACUUUAUUUAGGCGAUACGGACCGUAAAUAGUCUGAUCCAAUUUGUCAAUAAACAAACAAAAGAAAUUUCUGUUUACAAACAGUACUGCUGGACUGUCAAAAAGUGUUCAUCCGAUUGAGGUUAGCAGUGACGGUAAAAAACCUAAUAAAAGGAAUUCUUGAUUUUCAACAAAAGCUAUACAAAGUUGAUGAAGAUAUUCUGAAUUAUAUUUAUAAAAGCUUCUUUUCUAAUGAUUUUCUCGUAUCUACUGAAAAAUGGAUCAAGACACGGAGGUAUUUAGCAAUCAUUCCUCAUCCGGCAAGUUGACGCACAGCUGUGACGUAUGCGGUAAAAGUUUUCUUGGGAACAGCCACCUGACGCACCACAAGCGCAUUAACACCGGCGAAAGACCCUUCAAAUGUGACCACUGUGAAAAAACUUUCGCAAGAAAUUCGGACCUCAAGAUUCAUAUCCGGUUACACACUGGUGAACGUCCAUAUAAGUGCGAUCUUUGCGGCGAGGGAUUCCGAAGAAAUUAUGAGCUGACACAUCACACUAGUGUUCAUACCAAUUUGAAGCCGCACAAAUGUGAUGUGUGUGGCAAAGAAUUUAUAAAAAAUGGAAGCCUCACACUGCACAAACGAAUUCACUCAAAUCAAAAGCAGUUCGAAUGUGAUUUUUGCGGUAAACACUUCUUAGAUCGAGGUAAUCUGACACAGCAUAGACGCAUUCACACGGGUGAAAAAUCGUACAAAUGUGACGAAUGUGGCAAAGAAUUCAUACUGAGUAGUAGUUUGAAAAAACACCUGCGCAUUCAUACCGGGGAACGACCGUACAAAUGUGAUUUCUGUGAAAAAACGUUCAACAAUAUCAGCAACCUCGCAUAUCACGUACGAAUACAUACCGGUGUCAAACCUUACAAAUGUGACUUAUGCGACAAGGAAUUCAAAGGCAGUACAACAAUGAAAAAUCAUCGACGCACCCACACCGGCGAAAAUGCUCACCGGUGUACCGUGUGCGACCGGGAGUUCAUUACUAGCAGUAAUCUAGCGCAGCAUAUGUACACUCAUACCGGUGAACGUCGACAUAAAUGUGACGUGCGUGGUGAAGGAUUCCACAAAAGAAACCAGGUUGGUGAACACCUGACGCGAGUUCACCAGCAACAGAAAAGUUAGAUAUAAUUCAUAAUUGCUUGAAAUACGAAUACU
Molecule: messenger RNA, 1372 nt
Organism: Malaya genurostris
Lineage: Eukaryota; Metazoa; Arthropoda; Insecta; Diptera; Culicidae
Product: zinc finger protein 239-like
Exons: 2
Coding region: 440-1339 (299 amino acids)
Biological process (GO): regulation of transcription by RNA polymerase II
Molecular function (GO): RNA polymerase II cis-regulatory region sequence-specific DNA binding; DNA-binding transcription factor activity, RNA polymerase II-specific
Source: RefSeq, a predicted model, not a curated record